Molecule: messenger RNA, 3227 nt
Organism: Daucus carota subsp. sativus
Lineage: Eukaryota; Viridiplantae; Streptophyta; Magnoliopsida; Apiales; Apiaceae
Product: lysM domain receptor-like kinase 3
Exons: 7
Coding region: 214-2922 (902 amino acids)
Biological process (GO): protein phosphorylation
Molecular function (GO): protein kinase activity; ATP binding
Source: RefSeq, a predicted model, not a curated record
GGUCAACACCGCGUUUCCAGUAGCUAGAGUUAUAUUAUUUAUCAAGAAAUGUCUUUAGUAUGACCUUCAUCAGUUGGUACCUCUCAUCUUCUUAUUGUUUAAUUUGGUGGUUGUUGUAGAUUAAACUAGUAAGAUCCUCUACAUCAAGUAACCUUGCUGGUUUAUUUGAUAAGAGCAUAGUUGGCAUUAUCUUUCUUUGUUAACAUAAGUUCGAUGACGGACAGGUCAAAUGGGGUGGUAAUCCUUAUCACUCUGUUGAAUAUCUUGGUUUAUAAGCUCCGGAAGCUCGAAGAAGCACAGCAAACUAAACUCCAAGAACUGCAAACCAAACUCCAUGAAGCGCAAACCAAGCUCCAAGAAGUGCAGGAAACUAAAAUCAAAGAACUGCAAACCAAACUCCAAGAAGUGGAAACUAAACUCCAAGAAGCCGAGGAAGCCAAACUCCGGGAACUGCAAACCAAACUCCAAGAAGCGCAAACCAAACUCCUAGAAGCGGACGAAACCAAGUUCCAAGAAGCAAAGCAAUCCAUUCGUUUACCUUUGUCUGUAAGACAAUUAUGUCGGCGUUUUACCCUUAAAGAAAUCCAAUGGGCAACAAAUAACUUCCAGGAAGAGUUUGUGAUUGGGAGAGGUGGGUUUGGACUGGUUUAUAAAGGUAUCAUCGACUAUAAACAGGGGACUGUUGCUAUAAAGCGGUUAAAGUUACUGUCUAAGCAAGGAAGCAAGGAAUUUCAAACAGAAAUUGAGAUGCUUUCCAAGUUUCAACACAGCCAUUUAGUCUCCCUUAUUGGUUAUUGCGAUGAUUAUGAGGAGAUGAUCCUAGUUUAUGAUUAUAUGUCUCGGGGAACCCUUGCUGAUCACUUGCAUAAAAAGGUUAAAAAAGGUGACAGUUGUUUGCCGUCUCUAACAUGGAUUCAGCGCCUCAAGAUUUGCAUCGGAGCAGCACAUGGACUAGACUACCUUCACACUGGUACAAGCACUGAGAACAGAGUUAUACACAGAGAUGUCAAGAGUACAAACAUUUUGCUGGAUGAGAAUUUUGCAGCUAAACUUUCGGACUUCGGAUUGUCCAAAAUAGGUCCAGCUAAUCAGACAUGUACAUAUGUAAGUACUCGCGUCAAGGGCACACCUGGUUAUCUUGACCCAUAUUAUGUCGCAACUCAUAGAUUAACCAGGAAAACCGAUGUCUAUGCCUUUGGUGUAGUGUUAUUUGAGGUUUUGUGUGGAAGACCAGCAUUGGAUAUGAGUCGGAAUGAAGACCAAAUGAACUUAGCUGGAUGGGUACAACAUUGCUUACAAGAGGGAUUCUUGGACAAGAUAAUUGAUCCCAGGCUCAAGUGGGAGAUAUCCUCUGAUUCCUUGAAUACUUUUGUGGACAUUGCUGUCAAGUGUUUACAUUAUCAACCCAAGCACCGUCCUACUAUCGCCGAGGUUGUUGUGAGCCUUGAGUCUGCAUUGAGAUGCCAAGUAAAGAGUGCAGAUUAUUCGUUGUUUGAGAUAAUGCCGAUUGAUUAUCCUCAAGAAGAAGCAGAUUGUUCAGUGCCCGAGGUGAAAAAUACUGACCAUGACAAAGGAUAUGCGUUAACAGGAAUAGGGACUGUAAAUGAUCCAAGUGCUGGGCAUCGCAAUAAGCAGAAAUUGACAUUUUCAGAAAGGGUCAGUGGUAUUUUUUCACGUACAGCUCAGGGGUUGUCAGGGGAAGGGAUUGCAAAUUUGUCCAAUGUUUCACAUCGCAAAAAGAAGAUAACACUGACAAAAAGAAUUGGUGGUCUUCUUUCAGUUACAGCUCGGGUGUUUUCAGUUAAAAGACAUGCAAAGACAUCAAUGGUACCAACAUCAGUGAUACCAACAUCAAUGGUACCAACACCUUGGAACCAGGAUGAUGUUUUAAAGUCAUCAAAUUUGAAGAGUUUCGCAUACAAUGAUCUAAGGAUAGCUACCAGGAACUUCCGUCCUGACAGUGUUUUAGGGGAAGGAGGUUUUGGUUGUGUUUAUAAGGGUUGGAUUGAUGAGAACACAUUUGCAGCUGAAACAUGGGGUACUGGCUUGGCUAUUGCAGUGAAGAAAUUAAAUAUAGAAGGAUAUCAAGGUUACGAGGCGUGGUUGGCAGAAAUCAGUUGCCUGGGUACGCUUUGUCAUCCUAAUCUUGUGAAAUUGAUCGGGUACUGCUUAGAAGAUGAGCGACGGUUUCUAGUAUAUGAGUUCAUGGCUCAUGGCAGCCUGGACCUGCAUCUAUUCAGAAGAAGUGCGAACAAUCAAUUGCUCACUUGGAAUCUUCGUAUGAGUAUUGCUCUUGGUGCAGCCAAGGGGCUUGCAUAUCUUCACAGUCCUGAAGCAAAUGUGAUUCAUCGGGAUUUCAAAACAUCCAAUAUAUUGAUUGAUUCUAAUUAUGAGGCAAAACUCUCUGAUUUUGGGAUGGCAAAAGAUGGACCAGACAAUGAAAGAAGCCAUGUGUCUACAAGAGUUAUGGGAACGAAUGGUUAUGUAGCUCCGGAAUAUUUGGCUACAGGUCAUAUAACAAUGAAAAGUGAUGUCUAUAGCUUUGGAGUUGUGCUUCUAGAAAUUUUGACUGGACGAAGAGUGAAUGACCGAAACCGUCCAAAAGCAGAGCAGGACCUUGUUGCCUGGGCAAAGCCUCACCUUCACAGCAAACGCAAGUUUUCACGUGUAAUGGAUCCGCAGAUUGAAGGUCAAUAUCCUCGCAAAGAAGCAUUUCAAGCUUCUUGCCUCGUACUUGCAUGCCUCUCGUAUGAUCUUAAAUCAAGACCUGAUGCAAAAGAGGUGGUAGAAGUAUUACAGAAGCUUCAGAAUUCGUAUAACUCAGAGCGCAUCAGUGGUGAAGCCCUCCAGAAGGUCCAAAUACAUCGCCAUAAUAUAGGAGAAGAAACACUCAAAUCUGUGGCAGGUACUAGAGCAAAAUAAAGUCACCAUCAUCUACAUUUUUAAAGAGAGAACAUACAAAAGAGUUCAAGUUGCACAUGCACCAAGAAAGUUUAUAUCUUGGUUGAAUCAGUGGAGCAAAAUGUUUUACUGUACAGUUUUGUUAUAAACGUCUUGUUGAUAAUAAUUGGACUAUUGGAGGGCAGAAAGAGUAUGCAAAUCUUGCUGAAUAAACUUGAACAAGAUGAAAUUGUUAUUGUAAAUCAGUAGGAAGAACAGUUAUACUAUGUACAAAGAACAGAUAUGAUCAAAGUGAUGAAGAUGAAGUGUUUUAACUGCUUUGUACA